AUGAUGAUGGCGAGUGAGUUACAUGGUAUUUCUAUGUUGUUGAGUUCAAAGAAGCCAUUCUUCGACCGUGACAGGACUCUGUCUUCGUCGUUCUCUGGUAGCAAGUUGCAUUCAAAGAAUGCAGCAUUUGAUUUUCCACAUGGAAAAUUCGUAAGUGUUGUACAAAGAAAGACGAAUAGAAGAUUUUUGACUACUUCUACUCUUGCCGAUGUGGCAAACAAUUUUAUGACCCUACAAUCACCAAUUUUCGCUGAAGAAGAAGCCAACCCAAGGACUGUUGCAUCGAUCAUUUUAGGUGGUGGAGCAGGAACUCGUCUAUUCCCGCUUACUCAAAAAAGAGCUAAACCUGCUGUGCCAUUCGGAGGAUGUUAUAGACUGGUGGACAUACCAAUGAGCAAUUGUAUUAAUAGUGGAAUUAACAAAAUUUACGUCCUUACACAGUUCAAUUCUCAGUCCCUCAACCGCCACAUUGCUCGAACGUAUAAUUUGGGAGGUGGCGUCAACUGCGGCGGUAGUUUUAUUGAGAUAUUGGCAGCAUCGCAAACACUCGGCGAAUCAGGAAACAAGUGGUUUCAGGGUACGGCCGAUGCUGUAAGACGGUUCCUUUGGUUGUUUGAGGAUGCUGAGCAUAAAAACAUCGAGAACAUUCUGAUAUUGUGUGGAGAUCAACUCUAUCGAAUGGAUUACAUGGAACUUGUGAAGAAGCACAUUAAUUCAUAUGCUGAUAUAUCGGUAUCAUGUCUACCCGUGGAUGGCAGUCGUGCCUCUGAUUUUGGAUUAGUGAAGGUUGACGAAAGAGGACAGAUACGUCGAUUCAUGGAAAAACCCAAGGGAGAAUUAUUAAGAUCUAUGCAUGUAGAUACGAGUAUUUUUGGAUUAUCAGCACAAGAAGCAAGGAAGCUUCCAUAUAUCGCAUCGAUGGGUAUAUACGUGUUUAAACUAGACGUUCUUCGCAAACUUCUCAGGAACUGUUAUCCUAAUGCAAAUGAUUUUGGAUCCGAAGUUCUUCCGAAAGCUAUAAAAGAUUUUAAAGUCCAGGCAUGUCUUUUCAGUGGUUAUUGGGAAGAUAUUGGGACUAUAAAAUCUUUCUAUGACGCAAACUUGGCGCUUAUGGACAAGCCACCAAAGUUUGAGUUAUAUGAUCAGUCAAAGCCUAUUUUUACGUGUCCUCGGUUCCUACCCCCGACUAAAAUGGAGAAGUGUCAGGUGAUUAAUUCUUUGAUUUCAGAUGGUUGUUUUUUAAGAGAGUGCAUAGUCGAGCACUCCAUAGUUGGAAUUCGCUCGAGACUCGAUUCUGAAGUGCAUCUAAAGGAUACCUUGAUGAUGGGCGCUGACUAUUAUCAAACAGAGGCUGAAAUCGCGUCUCUUUUAGCAAUGGGGGACGUUCCUAUAGGCAUAGGCAAGAAUGCGAAAAUCAUGAAUUGUAUAAUCGACAAAAACGCAAGAAUUGGAAACAAUGUAAUAAUUGCAAACAAAGAAAAUGUGCAGGAGGCUGAUAGAUCGUCUGAGGGGUUUUAUAUUCGAUCAGGUAUCACGGUGGUGUUGAAAAACUCGGUAAUAAACAACGGCACAAUCAUUUAA
This is a messenger RNA of Lathyrus sativus (Indian pea), 1581 nucleotides long. The record is from the annotation of a GenBank genome assembly. NCBI's taxonomy places the organism in Eukaryota, Viridiplantae, Streptophyta, Magnoliopsida, Fabales, Fabaceae.